Rhododendron vialii is the source of this 3356-nucleotide messenger RNA. Its product is annotated as la-related protein 1A. The coding region runs from base 300 to 2963 and encodes 887 amino acids. Gene Ontology annotation, biological process: mRNA stabilization. The record is from RefSeq and is a predicted model, not a curated record. Gene Ontology annotation, molecular function: RNA cap binding. The transcript has 14 exons. NCBI's taxonomy places the organism in Eukaryota, Viridiplantae, Streptophyta, Magnoliopsida, Ericales, Ericaceae.
UCCGGACUCACUAGUCGGUCCACUACUUCCCAGUUCCUCCUCCUCUCUCUCUCUCUCUCAUCAAAGUGAAAACCUUCUCUCUCUCUCUCUCUCUCUCUCUCUCUCUCUCUCUCUCUCUCUCCUGUGCCCGCAAAUCCACAGCCUCCACACCAUCUUUCUUACAGACUCAUUCUAACGAUGUCCUUUCCACGCAGAAUCACCCUCCCGCCACUCUAAACCCUUUCUCGGUGCUCCAUUCUGAAUCGAGCAGUCCUAUAUACAGGCGAUUGAUUGAUUGAUUGGUGAGGGUCGUGGUUGGAAUGGUGGUUGCAGAGAAUGAAGCUAGUAGUAGCGGGGAUGAGGUGAGUGGACCCAAGUCCCCAUGGAAGACUCCACCCGCCUUGGUUGAUCCCAGAACGGCGCCGUCGCUGCCUCCUCCUCCUGAUUCUCCGGUUAUGGGCGCGGAUUCCUGGCCGGCUCUCUCCGGAGCCCAGCGCCCCAAGAACUCCGAAACUACCGCAACAAAGCUGCCGCCGCCGCCACAGCCACUUGAUACUGUCGCUCCGGGAGCCACCGUACUGCUUUCGCCUGGAUCCGGAGUGCAGCAAAAAUCGCAUGGGCCAGGGAGCCCUAAUCCAACACAUAAGCACUCGCCAUCACGUCAUCAAAAAGCAGGCUCCAAGCGUAAUCAAAAUGUUGCACCUCCUUUUGGUGCACCCUUGCAUUACCAUCAACCACCGAUACCUCCUGUUUUUCAUGGUAUGGUUCCUGUGCCGCACAUACCAGUUCCUGGUUAUGCUUAUCAGCCAUACCCUGUACCCUAUCCAAGCAUUGAAGCUAAUGCGGUGAAGUGUGGUUCUGAGGCAUCUAUGCAAAUUACUGUUCCACCGGCUAAUACUAUAGAUGCAAAUAGAAGCCUUAAGCCUCCAUCUCAAGGUGAUUCGAAUGCUUUUGUUGCCAAUUUUCCUAACAGAAGGCCUAAUAUGCAAGAACCUGGUGGGCAUUUUAAUACUUCGUGGCAUAAUCAACGAGCUUUUGGUUCUGGAGACGGUAUGGUUGUACAAAACAUUGGGCCAAGGGCUUUCAUAAGGCCUCCAUUUUUUAGUCCAGCACCGGGCUUCAUUGGUGGACCAAGUUUUCCCGGUCCUCCUGGAUCCAUAUACUGGCUUCCUGCUGCACCUCCAAGCCCUAUUAGGCUACCUCAUCCUCCUCGCUUUUUUCCACAUCCUUUGAAUACCAUGCCUUCUACUCUACCCCCAGAGACAUUAGCUUUAAGAGCCAACAUAUUGAAGCAAAUUGAGUAUUAUUUCAGUGACGAAAAUCUGGAGAAUGAUCGUUACUUAAUUUCUUUGAUGGAUAACAAAGGUUGGGUUCCGAUAUCCAAAAUUGCUGACUUUAAAAGGGUGAAGAAAAUGAGUACGGACAUUCCAUUUAUCCUCGAUGCUUUGCAGAAUUCCUGUGUCAUUGAAGUGCAGGGUAAUAUGAUACGAAGGCAUGAUGAGUGGGCAAAGUGGAUUCCAGCUGUGGUGGAGCAGAAUUUGCCCUCGGCUGCUCAUCAGCCCUUGGGACAACCUGCAGAGGAGGCAGUUGUUUCUUUAAAGAAUGACUUUGAUGAGAAGCCAGCAGAUAAUGAGAAUUUGGUGCAGCAUUUAUCAGGUGGUGUAGGACAGAUUCGACGGAAUACGGAGAAGGCUCGGUUUGACAGUGUAAAAGCUAGAUUUGUUCACCAUGGAAAAAUUGAAAUGGAAACAGAGGACAUGCAAUCAGAUUUGGCUGUACAGAAUCUGGGUGGCCUAUCCAAUGAUUUCGCAAACACAUUCAUGCUUGAUGAAGAGCUGGAACAGGAGCAUAAAACAAUUAAAAAGGAUCAUCUUUCAUCAAUAAGAAGGAUUGAUGACGAAGAUGACGAGAUGAUUGUUACCGAUCAGGCUGUGGAAAGGCUUAUGAUUGUCACCCAGAACAACACUGAAACUGGUGAAGGAUGCGGAAAUGGUUUAAACAAGUCAAACUCUAUAUCCAAUGAGCUUGCUUCCACUAUAAAUGACGGCCUUUACUUCUAUGAGCAGGAAUUGAAAGCUAAGCGAUCUAACCGUAGGAAAAACAAAUCAAGCAGUGAGAGUAGAGAUGGGAACUCCAGCACUGCCUUGACAACGAUAAAUUCAAAGGCUAGUGACCAUGCAAGUGGCUGUGAAGGGCCUGAAAGCACUAAUACCAGAAGGAAGCAAAAUAAAGGCUUUUCCAAGCUUCAGCAACGGUUAUUCUCUGGGAACUUUAGAAAUCAUGGAACUUGCCGCAAUUCUCCUGGCUUAAUAUCAGAGAGUCCACCUAGUUCUUCAGUUGGUUAUUUCUUUGAUUCUACGCCCCCUGAAAGCCACAGCUUGAGGUCUUCAAAGUUGAGCGCUUCACCUCAUGGAAAUUUCACGGCCGACAGUCCACCUGUUGGUUCUGCGCCGAAGCCAUUUCCACCAUUUCAGCAUCCAAGUCAUCAGCUGCUAGAAGAAAAUGGUUUCAAACAGCAAAAGUAUAAGAAAUUUCACAAGCGGUGCCUCAGUGAUCGAAAGAAAUUGGGAAUCGGUUGCAGUGAGGAAAUGAACACACUGUAUCGGUUUUGGUCGUAUUUCCUUAGAGAAAUGUUUGUCCUUUCUAUGUACGAUGAAUUUCGGAAAUUGGCACAAGAAGAUGCAGCUGCAAAUUAUAACUAUGGACUAGAGUGUCUAUUCAGAUUUUAUAGUUAUGGAUUGGAGAACGAAUUCAGGGAGGAGGUCUAUGAGGAUUUUGAACAGCUGACCCUUGACUUCUACAGUAAAGGAAAUCUUUAUGGCCUCGAAAAAUACUGGGCAUUCCAUCAUUAUCGAACAGCUCGCGGUCAAAAAGCACCUGUGAAGAGACAUCCAGAAUUGGAUAGGUUGCUGAGGGAAGAAUAUAGGAGCUUGGACGACUUUCGCCGUGCCAGAGGAAAGACUAAUGAGGUGAAAGAGGAUUGACCUUUACCCAGCCUGGAUGCCUCUCUUUCCUAGCUGCUAUUUGGUGAUAUGAUGCCCCAAUUUUGGAAACAAAACGGAUCUAACAACUUAUAGAGGAGCGAGCUCGAGUUGGCGGCCUAAUUUUUGUGUGGACGCUAAGAAUAAGUUUGUGUAUGUGUAAGCAUGAGGUUAGAUGAUCUCCAUGAGGGCUGCUGGCUGGUAUUUUUUUGGCUUUGUUUUGCGGAGUUGUCUGCUUGGGGAGGGCAUCAUUUCUGGUUUGCUCCUGGUUGUAACUUGUAUAUAGGGAUAGUUUGAAAAAAAAAAAACAGGAAAAAAAAACAAAAAACAAAAAAAAAAGUCUGAAAACCUGUAAUUUGAAAUGAGUGAGACAAUAAGAUGUUGAAUUUUUUUGAA